UCAUGAUUUUGGUAAAAGUCAUUUUAUUUGCACUAGUUUUCAUUAUUCCCACUCGAUUUAGGGUUUUCAAUUUGCCAUCAUUUGUAUUCAAUGUCGUCGAUUUCGAUUUAGGGUUAUCGAUCCGAGCUCGUUUCUUCUUCUGGCCUCUUGUUUGCCAAGAUAUGGACAACGAAGAAGUGCUCGACUUCGACGUAGACGACGACGGCAUCGACAUCGAGCCCAACGACAUGCUCGACGACACCACCAACUCGGACGCCGCCACCUACUUCCCCGACGGCGACCUCGAGCCAUACGAGGGCCUCGAGUUCGAGUCCGAGGAAUCCGCCAAAGCCUUCUACAACUCCUACGCCCGCCGCAUCGGGUUCAGCACCCGCGUCAGCUCCUCCCGGCGCUCCCGCCGCGACGGCGCCAUCAUCCAGAGACAAUUCGUCUGCGCCAAAGAAGGCUUCAGGAACAUGAACGAGAAACGCACCAAGGACAGAGAGAUCAAGCGUCCCAGGACCAUCACCAGAGUCGGCUGCAAAGCCUCCUUAUCCGUUAAGAUGCACGACUCCUCCGGUAAAUGGGCCGUAUCUGGGUUCGUUAAAGAGCACAAUCACGAGCUGGUUCCUCCCGAUCAGGUCCACUGCUUGAGGUCCCACAGGCAGAUCUCGGGCCCCGCCAAGACUUUGAUUGACACGUUGCAGGCCGCUGGGAUGGGCCCCAGGAGGAUAAUGUCCGCGCUUAUUAAAGAGUACGGUGGGAUUAGUAAAGUGGGAUUCACGGAAGUUGACUGUAGGAAUUACAUGAGGAACAAUCGGCAGAAGAGUAUACAGGGAGAGAUUCAGCUUCUUCUUGAUUACUUGAGGCAGAUGAAUGCUCAUAAUCCAACCUUCUUUUACUCCCUCCAGGGAAGCAGCGAUGAUGUUGGUAACGUGUUUUGGGCUGAUCCCAAGGCCAUAACGGACUUCACUUACUUUGGUGAUACCGUUACGUUUGAUACGACUUACAGGUCUAAUAGGUAUCGUUUGCCUUUUGCUCCUUUCACUGGUGUGAACCACCAUGGGCAGCCGAUUCUUUUCGGAUGCGCGUUUAUCGUUAAUGAGAAUGAGGCUUCCUUCGUGUGGCUUUUCAAGACUUGGCUUGCGGCGAUGUCCGGACACUCUCCUGUCUCGAUCACUACCGAUCACGACGCGGUUAUACGUGCUGCUGUGAUGCAGGUUUUUCCCGAGGCUCGCCACAGGUUCUGCAAGUGGCAUAUUUUCAAGAAAUGUCAGGAGAAGUUGUCUCAUGUGUUCCUCAGGCAUCCUUCUUUUGAGUCUGAUUUACACAAGACUGUCAAUCUGACCGACUCUGUUGAGGAUUUUGAGUCGUGCUGGUUUUCGCUUCUUGACAAGUAUGAGCUCAGGGAUCAUGACUGGCUACAAGCGUUGUACUCUGAUCGACGCCAGUGGGUUCCUGUUUAUCUCCGUGAUACCUUUUUCGCGGAGAUGUCUUCCACUCAGCGUAGUGACAGUAUAAAUUCGUAUUUUGAUGGUUACAUCAACGCUUCGACCAAUCUGAGCCAGUUCUUUAAGCUGUACGAGAAAGCUUUGGAGAGUCGUCUCGAGAAAGAAGUUAAAGCGGAUUACGAUACGAUGAACUCGCCUCCCGUUCUGAAGACUCCAUCUCCCAUGGAGAAGCAGGCGUCUGAGCUUUACACGAGGAAGCUGUUCACGAGAUUCCAGGAGGAGCUAGUGGGGACUUUGACUUUCAUGGCGUCCAAAGCUGAUGACGAUGGGGAUCUCGGUACCUACCAGGUUGCGAAAUACGGAGAGACUCACAAGGCUCAUUGCGUUAAGUUCAACAUCUUGGAGAUGAGAGCGAACUGCAGUUGCCAGAUGUUUGAGUUCUCUGGGAUCGUGUGUAGACAUAUAUUGGCGGUCUUCCGUGUCACCAAUCUCCUUACGCUUCCGCCUUACUAUAUCCUAAAGAGAUGGACUAGAAAUGCCAAGAGCAGUGUUAUAUUCGAUGACUAUGGUUUGCAUGCGUAUGAUAAUUACUUGGAGUCUCAUACUGUCCGGUACAACACCUUACGCCACAAAGCUUUUAGUUUUGUGCAAGAAGCGGGGAAAUCUCUGUAUACUUGUGACGUCGCUCUAGUUGCUCUGCAAGAAGCUGCCAAGACUGUGUCCUUGGAAAUGAAAAAUGAAGUUAGGAGAACUAUGGCUAACGGGCAUGUUAAAGGGAGCUCUGCAAGUGGUGGAGAACAGAUACUCCGUAAUGAGGACUCUCAGCAAGACGAGCCCGAGGAUGAAAUGGACAAGAAGAUUAUUGAGCUCAGAAACGAGCUGGAAUUAGCAAACAGGAGAUGUGAAGCCUACAGGACUAACCUACUUUCGGUCUUGAAAGAAAUGGAAGAUCAAAAGUUACAGGUGUCCAUCAAAGUGCAGAACAUCAAAAUCAGCUUAAAGGAUAGUCUGUGAAACAAGCAACAAGCUCCAGCUGCCAUCAUCUUAUAUGAUUGCUCAUGCCAUUGAUCGAGACAAGAGAGAUGUUUGUAAGCAGGAAGUUUCACGAGGUCUAUGUUCACUUGCCUAUCAAGCAGAACUGCAGAAGCACAAGGUCUUCACUCAUCCCAAAUGCUAUUAAUGCAUAGAAGAACCUGAUCCCAAUGUCUCUGCUUGUUUUUUUUUUAUAGAAUUCGCUUUUAACAAUUGGUGUAUAUUAUUAUUUUUGAGUAAAUUUCUCAACAGAAAUUCCUUAGAUCACAAACCAACCAUGUCAUAUUUUCUGAUUUGAUGAAUAAAUAAUGACACUAGUCGGAAGAA
Brassica napus (rape) is the source of this 2789-nucleotide messenger RNA. Its product is annotated as protein FAR1-RELATED SEQUENCE 5. NCBI's taxonomy places the organism in Eukaryota, Viridiplantae, Streptophyta, Magnoliopsida, Brassicales, Brassicaceae. Gene Ontology annotation, biological process: regulation of DNA-templated transcription. The record is from RefSeq and is a predicted model, not a curated record. Gene Ontology annotation, molecular function: zinc ion binding. The coding region runs from base 3 to 2444 and encodes 813 amino acids. The transcript has 3 exons.